Molecule: messenger RNA, 987 nt
Organism: Chenopodium quinoa (quinoa)
Lineage: Eukaryota; Viridiplantae; Streptophyta; Magnoliopsida; Caryophyllales; Amaranthaceae
Product: putative cysteine-rich receptor-like protein kinase 9
Exons: 3
Coding region: 1-987 (328 amino acids)
Source: RefSeq, a predicted model, not a curated record
AUGACUCUGAAAGACAUCCAGCUGCACUCCAGAUUCAUUAUUUGGAAAGUUAUUCCUUUGCUAUUCAUUCAAUUGAAUAGUAUCAGUGCUGAUGUCGUACAGGUCAUUGAUAUGUGUUAUGGCGAAUUUGGAAAUGUAACUCUGGAUAGAGAAUAUGCGGGAAAUGUCUAUCAACUAUUGUCUAAUCUUUCCUCGAAAGCCUCAUAUGUCAAGUUUUAUAAUUCCACAGUUGGUGAAACGCCUAACAAAGUAUAUGGGUUGUUUCAAUGCCGGGAGGAUUUAAGCAUACAAGUUUGCAGCGAAUGUGUUGAUGUUGCAGUCGAGUGGAUGAAUGUAAAGUGUCCCCUUUAUAAACAAGCUGUGGUGUGGUAUAUGGAAUGUAGUUUGCGGUUUGAAAACAGUUCCAUCUCUUUGAAUGACACAGAACUAUAUUCUAUUUACUUUCCUAUAUCAAAGCCCUUAACAAACUAUACUGAAUUUGCAGCAGUGCUGGCAACGACAGUCAAUGACUUGAUCAAGGAUACUGUUAACAGUACAUCUCAUUUUUCUAUAAAAAAUGCACCUUUACCCUCUUCAUCUCAGAGGUUGUACAGUCUUGCACAAUGCGCUUCUGACCUUAACGGACCUCAGUGUGCCUUCUGCCUAAAACAGGCUGUCAACAAAAUAUUUGAUGGUUAUCGUAAUGAAUCAGCUCUCUCGAUCUUUAUGCCGGGGUGUCAGUUGAUGUAUGACACAACUAUUUUCUAUAAUGCGAGUUUUUUGACAUCACAAUCCAGAGGUACAGGGAAGCGGAGGAAGUCAUUGAGUGCAUCUUAUGUAAUUGGUGCAAUAGCAAUAUGCUCUGCGAUUGGAGUAAUACUACUUCUAUCCGCUACACGGUUUUGGUUAUACAGGAGAAAGUCAAUCAAAAUGAGAUCGGAGGUAAUACUCAGAAAUUCAUCAGCUCAUGAAUCAUCUCAAGGCUCCCUGACCAAAUUCAUAUUGUAA